CUACUUCCGGCGCCGUGUGCGCCUGUGCUUCCCGGAAGCUGAGAAGGGCCAGCGAAUUCUCGCGAGAGGCGGGAAAAGGCGCAGGUUUGAAACAUGGCGGACGAUGUGGACCAGCAACAAACGACCAACACAGUAGAGGAACCCCUGGAUCUCAUCAGGCUCAGCCUGGAUGAGCGAAUUUACGUGAAAAUGAGAAAUGACAGAGAGCUCCGGGGCCGGUUGCAUGCUUAUGACCAGCAUCUAAAUAUGAUACUGGGCGAUGUGGAAGAGACUGUGACGACUAUAGAGAUCGAUGAAGAGACGUACGAAGAGAUCUACAAAUCAACAAAGCGGAAUAUUCCGAUGCUCUUUGUCCGAGGAGAUGGGGUCGUGCUGGUCGCCCCUCCUUUGAGAGUCGGCUGAAGCUGGGAAUCCCUCCUGUGUGGAACCGGGAGACGGCAGGCUGCCGCGUCCUCAGAUGGAGAAGACUCAGGAGAGGAGGCUUUGCAGAGGCUGCUCUACUCCUGAAGUCCUUUCACUCACAGAUGACGGCUGCUUCAACCAGCCUCUGCGUUGUUUGUUUGUUUGUUUUCUCCAGCCCUUCUAGCAGAUGUAGUCACCAAGAAAUGGAUGUUCUCGGGAGCUAAUUUGUUUUCUUUAAAUAAAAUGUUUCCUCUUAAUUUUUUUUUUUCUAAA
Molecule: messenger RNA, 675 nt
Organism: Erinaceus europaeus (western European hedgehog)
Lineage: Eukaryota; Metazoa; Chordata; Mammalia; Eulipotyphla; Erinaceidae
Gene: LSM3
Product: LSM3 homolog, U6 small nuclear RNA and mRNA degradation associated
Exons: 4
Coding region: 94-402 (102 amino acids)
Biological process (GO): mRNA splicing, via spliceosome; P-body assembly
Cellular component (GO): catalytic step 2 spliceosome; P-body; precatalytic spliceosome
Molecular function (GO): RNA binding
Source: RefSeq, a predicted model, not a curated record